Purpureocillium takamizusanense is the source of this 4164-nucleotide messenger RNA. RefSeq lists its product as uncharacterized. Lineage: Eukaryota; Fungi; Ascomycota; Sordariomycetes; Hypocreales; Ophiocordycipitaceae. The transcript is spliced from 3 exons. Gene Ontology annotation, molecular function: protein binding. The record is from RefSeq and is a predicted model, not a curated record. Bases 733 to 3588 code for a protein of 951 amino acids.
CCGAACAUUGCCACGUAACCGAGCCUACAUCACCAAAGUAAAAGGCGCCGUUCAAAUUCCCCCACACUUCGACGUCGUCGGCCGUCGGGCGUCUUGCCGAAUUCCAGCGUGGCCCGCCUUCCACCUGCGGCUAGCGAGGCAUCGCCUCUUUCGCGCCCCCCUAAUAAGCCGACCCCACCAUCCUCGCAUCUGUCAAAAGCCCAUCGUCCAGCGCCUCUUCCGAGACACCGCGCCUCGUGCAACGCCCACGCGCGCUCCGACGACCUGUCGACGCCAGACUCGUCCGAUCCCGCCAGCGCUUCGCCUUUGGCUCGCUCGGGCGGGUCCCGUGAAUCUACAACGGCUUGCUCCUGUUUGCGCAUGCGUCUCGGGGUUGGUCGCAACCGGCCGACUUGAAGCGGGUCAUCACGGCGACCGAGGGGUCUUUCGUGGCUGACAUUCGCAUUCGCAACGCACAAGAACGACACACAAUACCGCUACGACACGGACGGCGCUCGCGAGAUCCUUGCGCGCAGGUCUUUGGCUUCUCGAGGCUUCACAAGUGAAGAAAUAGGACAACUGCCAACGGCGACGACACCGAGCCUUGGGACAUGGAGGCGCAUAUCCUGGCUGCCCUCAUUCGUUCAACGUAAACGACUCAGACUUGGCAAGAGGCUUUUCUUACGCGGACAAUCGUGACGCUGCUACACUAGACGUCAUCGAAUACCUGCCCUCCGCAACGCUGCCGGCGAUAUGGCUUACGAAGGAGGCUACGGCGGCACUGGCCAGCAUCGCCCAUAUGCUGGACCUGCAGCACCACGCUCUGCCCCUCGCGGAUACAACGACCGGCCGCCGCCCACGAGGCAGUACGAACCGCACCCUCAGUACAACGGCUACGAUGACGGGUACGGCUACGAGGGCCAGGCUGCAGAUUAUGGCCACCAGCAACAGGAUUACGGGCACGCCCACUCGGGCCAGCGACUGCCGCCCCAAGACUACUCCGGGCCUAGAGUCGGAGGUGGUGGCCGUCCCAUGCCCCCGGGCGGUCGUGGAGGUCUAGGACCCCGGCCUUCAACUGCCGAAGAUCAUCGUGGAAAUGCGUAUCCGCCUCGGGGCAGGGGAAUGGGGCCUGCGCCCGACCGAAGUAUGCCCGUUGGCAGAGGUGGCCCUGCCUCGGCCUUUCAUGGUCGUCGUCCGCCGAUGAAUGGGCCGCCGGGCCGUCGAGAUCCUGGGUACGGCCAAGACCAGGGUCUCCCUGACCAGAUGUCUGCGAUGUCUCUUCAUAGUCAACGAUCCGGCGGCCAUCCGCAAGGCCGUUCCAGCUCGGAAAGCUAUCGAGGACCCGGAGAUUACGGUCGACAGUUUCCGAAUGGGGCACCGGGCCCUCAGUCGCGAGACUAUCCAAGACAGGGGUCGCUCCCCGGUCGGGAACCCGGAGGGUAUGGAGGCUACGAGGACGGCUAUGGCGCCGAGCCUAACGUGGCCCCCCGCCAUGACUUUGGCCCUCCUGGCCGGAGCAUGACCAUGCCUGUCCACGAGUCGGGUGCGAGGCAAGCCAUGCCUCCACCUCAGCGAGUAGACUCGAUGCCGUUCAGUGGCCCCGCUGGGCGUGGCAUGCCACCGAGGCCGUCAACCACAACCGGCACGCGCCCAGUGCCUCAACGGACAUACCCCGAAGACGCGAACGCACAGAAUCAGUAUGGAGGCACCUACAACGACGGCAGGGGUCGCGGAAACCAACCCGCUCCCUCUGUCGACGAAGUCUUCGACUCAUACUUCGACAACAACCCCGUAGGCAAUGCGGACUAUGGCUUCCAGCCACAGCCACAUCGUUCGAGUCUUCCCGAUCUUGAUUCCACCCAGCCUCAGAGGCGAGGAUCUUUCGAUCAUGCGAUGUUUCCAGGGCCACAGCAGCCUCACCAGGGCGCUCACCAAACUCCGAGAUUGCACCACGCCAAAUCGGAGGCGAAUUUUCGCGAGCCGCAGGCGGCCGUCUUCGAAAUGGCCGGUGAUAUACCGUCAGUCCCUACAGCAUCUCACAUCAAGCCGUACCAGCCCGAGUUCUCGGGGGGAUAUGGCGGCUCUGGGGGCUAUGAAGCGAUGCCACCCCCUCCUCGCGGGCCCAGCGCACCGCCUGGUCCUAUUCACGGCGCGCGACCGGGAGGGUUUGGGCGCGAUGACAUGUCCAGAACACACACGGGCCUGUCACAGAGCUCCAACUCCGACUCGUUACCAUCCCAUCCCACGCCGGUGCGUCCAGGUUUGAUGACGAACUCGAUGGUGAGCAUGCAAGACCGACCACCUCCUGUCCGCAACUACAGCGGCGUACCGCAGAGCGUACCAGCGCAGCCGCAGCCGCAACCGCAGCCCCAUCCUCCUCAGCAACAGCCACAGCCGCCGCAGCAGCCGCAGCCGCGCAUAGCCGCACGAGCGGGCCACCAGGUUCCGGAGGUCGCGCCCUUGGAGGAGCCAGUGACACCGCAGGAGCUCGAGAGACUUCGAAUGGUUAUCAAGGACAACGCCAACGACCAAGCCUCGGCUCUCAGGCUAGCAAAGAAACUCAUCGAAGCGGCCGAUGUGCUUGCGCCUAGGCUACCUGAUCCCAAGCAACGUGUGAGAGCGCGAGAGCGAUAUCUGAUGGACGCGCACAAGGUUUUGAAGAAGCUUUCCAACGCCCAAAAUCAGGAGGCAAUGUUCGUCAUGGCCGAUAGCAUUGGCCGGGGUCUUUUCGGACACGAACCGGAUAACAAGGAGGCAUUCACACUGUAUCAGUCGGCAGCCAAGCUUGGCCAUGCGGCUGCGGCGUACCGGACUGCCGUGUGCUGCGAGAUAGGGCAUGAAGAGGGUGGUGGGACACGCAAGGAUCCCUUGAAAGCCAUGCAGUGGUACAAGCGGGCAGCGACGCUUGGCGAUCCGCCCGCUAUGUACAAGGUUGGAAUGAUCCUCUUGAAGGGAUUGCUGGGCCAGCCCAGAAACCCGCGAGAGGCGGUGGGGUGGUUGAAGCGGGCAGCCGACCAAGCGGAUACGGAGAAUCCUCACGCUCUGCACGAACUCGGACUGCUGUAUGAGUCUGCGCAGCCAAACGACGCCAUCAUCAGAGACGAAAUGUAUGCCCUGAAUCUGUUCCAGCAAGCAGCUGAACUUGGUUACAAGUUCUCACAAUUCCGGCUGGGAUGCGCGUAUGAAUUUGGGCUGCUUGGUUGCCCAAUCGACCCAAGACAGUCCAUAUUCUGGUAUAGCAAGGCAGCGACGCAAGAGGAGCACCAGUCCGAGUUGGCCCUCAGUGGCUGGUACCUUACCGGAAGUGAGGGAGUCUUGGGCCAAAGCGACACGGAGGCCUACUUGUGGGCGAGGAAGGCGGCGGUAGCGGGGCUAGCCAAGGCCGAGUACGCCAUGGGAUACUUUACAGAAACGGGUAUCGGUGUUCCAGCGAAUCUCGAGGAUGCCAAGCGGUGGUAUUGGAGGGCUGCGGCGCAAGAUUUCCCAAAGGCACGAGAGAGGCUGGAGGACCUCAAACGGGCGGGCAAGAACGGCUACCCAAGACAACGUGAACGAAUAUCGCGGAGUCGCAUCGAAAAGCAGCAAGAUGGGGAAUGCACAGUCAUGUAAAGCCGGGUCCAGUCUCAUCGGCCAAGAGCAUGUGCGAAAUUAUUCGCUGUAGAGUUGGGCAGACUGGGGCGCGGCGCCGGAACAAGGGGUCGCGGCGUCUACCCCGCUAGGUGGAUGGGCAGGUAGUUGCAGGCUAUGUACGACGAUGCAUGGUUGAGCCGGCUUGUCAAUUUAGCUCCGUCGCUACCUGCGUGACAGCCGCACAGUGACGUAAUAUUCGGGGUCGCGUCUGGCUUACAUGUCGGCUAUGUGAACCAAUGGCCGCGGUUGUGCAAACUUUGUGGAGUAGCGGCAGGCUAAGCAACUUCAACUCGUGGCGUAGAUGCAAGCCGGUGACGUGGCUACAAAGAGACAGCUACAGAUGGGAUCAGCAAGAGGGCAGGGAUCACUACUCUCCAUGACGGGCGAUCACGGUCCCCAGAUUGGCCAUGGGCUCGUUGAACGUCGGGUCAUUAACGCAGAAACGCCUCUCAAGGAUAUAAAUCGCACCGGGGAGGUACGAAACAGGUAUUGGGCCACAACCAACAUCCAAAGGGGGGGGGGGGUUCUAUUUUUCUACUACCGCCUACCAAACAA